Molecule: messenger RNA, 12464 nt
Organism: Schistosoma haematobium
Lineage: Eukaryota; Metazoa; Platyhelminthes; Trematoda; Strigeidida; Schistosomatidae
Exons: 3
Coding region: 1936-2262 (108 amino acids)
Source: RefSeq, a predicted model, not a curated record
CCGAUUUUCCCUUUCCACGUGAACUUUCAUUACACCAGGAACACAGUCGGGAAACUUAUUCAACCUCUUAUGCUUCGAAAUUUUUAUUUCUUGUCACUAACAUCUAGUUAUUUCAACGAGUCAUCUGUUUUUUGUUUUGUUUUAUUGCCUCAUUAUGCCUGAUAAUCGUAUAACCUAUCCAGGCGCGUUUAUGAAAAGCUUACAACCUUUCGCUGCACAUGUUGAGAUGAAGUACAAUGAGAGACAUCGCGCAUGUUAGCAAUCUGCGUUGAAGAGAAUGAACAUUAAUCGUAUGUCGAUUCUUGAGCUGCUAAAUUCCAACUGCCGAUCACUAGUUUACAAUGUGGACUAUCUUCGAUUCCUACUAUAGUAGGAAUCGAAGAUUACGACAUAUAUUUUGUCUUAUAAGACAAAAUAUAUGUCGUAAUUGUGGUGUCAUCGCAAUUCAAGAAUCUUGGUUGAGUGAUUUGCGAGGCGAUUGCUUGGUAUCACCACGUGAUUUCACUAUCUAUCGUCAGGAUCGACCGAACGACAAAAAGAUCUGUGGCGUCAGUGUGGAUACGUUUGUAGCUGGUUUCGAUAAACUUUUGUAUGUUUCAAGUUUUAAAAUGACUUUAUUGACUGUCUAACUUCAAGACUCCGUUAGAAACAGCUGAGUAAGUACAAAUAUGUUUAUUUUAACAACAUCUACAUGACUCCAGACUGCACACCAUCUGCGCAGUGAGACUAUAAUUUAUAGACGAACCAAUCAGAUUUAGGAUAACACGUCUUAAAUUUUGGCUCGAAAUUCACUCACUCAUUCGUCCAUAUAGCGUCUUGGCAUUUUAGCUGAUGUCAUUUCGUGAUGAAAACCAUAGAUCUAAAUUUUAACCCUUACCAUUAACUGUAAAUCAUUGUCUUUAUUCUUCAGAACUGCUUAAUAACCUUCGUUUAGCCCUUACAAUUAGGUAGACUCUCUCAGGUCACGUUUGCGUUGCUCAGACGUCAUCCAUAAAUUACAGCCUCACUAUCUGCGCAAUCUGUUUUCUCUUAUGAAUUCACUGAAUUCGCUGUUACUACAUUCAGUGGUUCACUUUCUGUUGUAUGUGGUGCUUUCAAUUCAUCACUAGGUCACCCAAAUGUAGUAGAAUAUCCUACUCGUUUAAAUGCUAAAUGGAGAAUCUUUAAAGAACAUACAGGUGACAGGCACAUUCGGAGAGAUUUUCAGCUGAAUAUUUGUGACUGAAAUAAGUCUUUUGUACGUCAGUCAUCUGAUGUGAUACUCCCUAUAUCCAAAGGUGUAAAGAAUAAUUGUGUUCGUAUUUUUACUCAAACUGAUGUCGGAAAAUGUCUCCGGUCACUUAAAUCAUUCCAGUGUUUAGGAAUUGAUGAUAUCCCAAACUCCCUUUUUUAAAAAUGUGCUGACGUUCUAUGUUGUUCAUUCACGAGUAUCUUCAACAGAUCCUACUCAACUAAUAUCAUACUGAAAAUAUGAAAAAAUAUAAAGAUACUCCUUAUACCUAGGAAAGUAUCUGGUGAUAAGAAUAUGGCAAUAACUUCACCUUCCUCAAAACAAUGGAUAAAUUAUUAUUACUCCCACUUCAGUCUCCACUAAAAGAGCACGUUGAUCUGCAUGCGUUUGCUUACAAAUGCAAAAGAAACACCUUGGAUGCCGUUCUUGUUCUGCACCACACUGUAGUGUUCAGCUUGGAAAAAGGUAAGAAGUAUGUUUGAUGCGCUUUUUCGGACUAUUCUUCUGCUUUUGAUUCUAUCUCAAGACAACUUUUGCUUGACAAGUUAAUCAGCGUCAACACUGACAGCUGGCUAUGUUCCUACCUCUCUAAGACAGAACAGUACACUGUGUUCAGAGGGAAGAGUUCGACGUCUCUAUUGUCUCAUGAAGGUGUACCACAAGGAGCCGUUCCUUCAUCACCUCUUUUCUCAUUUUUCUGCACGAUGUCAUCUUCCACAGAAAACACUUUUGUGAAAUAUGCAGACGGUCUCACUGUAUGUAUGCCGAUUUCUACCUCUUCACAUCCCAUAGAAAUGAGUGAGUUUUUGUCUCGUAUUGAAUGGUGGUCUGUUGUUAAAGGUCUCAUACCUAAUACGUCUAAAUGUCAAGCUGUUAACUUUGUCAUGAGACAUGAACAGCACCCAAACACCAUUUUUGGGUCCCAUAAUGCUUGUGUCAUUGGAGACUCUUUGAUAAACACUGUGUUGAAGGUCAAUUAUCAUGGUGAUACCUCUCCCUCUGUUGGUCGUCUCAUGUUUCACUGUUAUUGAAGGACGUUUAUCGUGACAUACUAUUUAAAGAGGUUGUGUGCUUUUGAGAUUACUCGUCAUUUACUGUUACAAUUUGUCAAUCCCUGCAUAUUGCCUAUUACUCUUCACUGUUCUACAUUAUUCUUUCUCGGGCUUUUGAGAAAAGACUUUGCUGUAUUGUGGAGAGUGCUGAAGGCAGUUAGCAAGGCGUGUGGUGAAUCUUUCGCUAUCAUUAUUAAUGUGUUUGUGGAUAGACAUCUAAAUUCUUGCAAAUUCCUUUCAGGUGUUGUCUUGUCAGAUACUAACCAUCUCGUUCGUUUACAUCUUUCGCUUUGUAUAUCUUCUGGUAAAACGAGAGGUCAAUACAUCAAAGCCCAUGCACGCAAGCGAAGGUAUGGAAGUUCUGUAAUACAUUACUUAGCAAAUAUACUCUGUGAUGAACAGGUUAUUAGAGUUGACCUGAUCAAUAACACGAAUUCGUAAGCAUAUGUCUAAUUGAGAAUUUGUACUAAUUCAUAUCUUUUUAUCAUCUUUUUCUUUUCUCUUUUUUUGUUUUUUGUAAAAGAAACUUGUUGAAAUUGUUGAAUUUCACAAUGAAUUUCUUUGGAUGUCCACUAUUUAUUGCGUUUUUCCAGAAUAGUCAAUUCGUUAUUUAGUUUAUCACUAGAGCAUAACAUUCUGACUAUACAAAAGAACGUUUCAGCUAGACAUCUUUUAUAUGAGAUAGAGCAAAAUCUGUUAUAUCUUAAUUACCUUGCAGUUCAUGUUUUCUUCCCAUGCAUACCUUCCUCAAGAGUUCCAUCGUUUUCCUUGUUUAAACUGAGAUCUAAAAAGUUGAGUUGAUUAUUUCUCUCAUAUUUCAUUGUAAAUUUUGUAUGAGAGUUACUGAAGUGUCAAAGCAGCCGAGAAUUAUGAUGACAGAUAACGUAUAACUCAUCGACAUAAAUGGAGUUGUAUUUCAUCGUCUAGAUUUCGUGUUUGAAUUUCGUUUGUUCUAGAAUGAUCUAGAUGAUGAUAUUGAUCAAGAUAGACGCCAGCGGUGAUCUCAUGAUCACUAUAAUUGUUUAUUUGUAUUACUGACUUUCGAUUUGGAAAUGAACUGUUUUCAUGGGAAGUAAUGAUAAUUUUCUUACUGAACCGACUGGUGUUUGAGCACCAUUGAAAACGUGCAAACACUGUACAGCCUUUUCGUCCUGUUUCGAAUCCUGCUAGAGGGAUCGUGGAUGCGCACUUCUGAGGACUCCCACAAUAGGAUGAAACGGCCAUUCAGUGCUUCCAGGUUUUCAAUGGUGGUCUAACAUCAACCAGUUCAUAAUAUCAAUCGAAAAUGUAAUAAUCUCCACAACUCCGUACUGGUAAUUUUCUCAGUUCACUUUUCGUGAAAGGUAGUAAUCCAGAUUGUUUGCGUAGUACAUCGAUAGUUUUUUCUGAUGGGAUACUCGUAAAUAAUGAGCAAACAUCAAGAGAUACCAUUAAUAUAUCUGAUAUAUUCAAUUGAUCCAAAUUUAGUUUUGGAAAACUCAAAUGUGUAUCUUAAACUAUGGACCGUCAUUUUUCUACGAAUCGGUUCUAAUAAUUCAGUUAAUCACUGAUCUAACUUAUGAUAUGGUAAGUUUACCAUAUACACUAUAAGCUGGGUUUGUGUUGCUUAGGUAGAACACACACACACACACACCCUCAAAAGACAGUAGUGAUCCUUUUACUUUCAGAUUGUUGUAAGUUCCAUUAUCAAUGAGUUUCAAUGUUUCAAACGAUUCUCACGAUGUUUAGUGACUCGGUUUUCGAUUGUCGUAAUGAUAUCUUUUCUUGAUUUGUAACGUUUAAACUUUGAUAUAUCGUUGAGAAUUUGGAACAUUUCGAACACAUCAAUUCGUCACCUCGUUGUCAUAACACCGGUAUACUUAUCUGGUCCUACUUUAAACAUCUUAAGUUCUUCAACGAUGACGUAUAUACUUUUGUUGAAAGUUCUCAAUGUGGAGUCGCACAAGUAUAGAUUUGUAUUGAUUUGUAAUAUCACUCGGUUUGUAUUUAAUCCAAUCAUUUCUGUCUUCACCUACAGGUUUCAGGUCAGUAAAUUGAUGGUAUCUGCUUUCAAAUUACAUUUGUAUAUCAUAUAGAACAUGAAAAUUAGUUUUAAGAGAGAGAAAGAGAGAGCUCCAACUUCGUUUUUGUUUAGCCAUAUGCUUAACAGAUUAUGAAAAUAUUUCUCCGGGGAUUCAUGGAAUUCUUCAUGUGUUAUUUCUUUCACUAUGUAUUUCAUUAAUGAAUUGUAAAAUGAUUUGGACGUGUUACGUUGUAGGUCUUGAAUGAAUUUCGCCGAUGUAAUUUGGCAAAUGAUUCCUAAUAGUUGAAUUAAUGAAUCAAUUGAAGCUAGACUGCCAUGGAAAAUUCGAAAGCACUGGACGGCCGUUUCGUCGUAGCAUGAGACCCCUCAGCAGUGAGCAACCAAAAUCGUACCGCGGGAUUCGAAUACAAGACCUUCGGUCUCGAGUGCGGACGCUUAACCUCUUGACCACUUAGCCGUUAUUCAACGGCUUUAAUGCUUAACUUCAACCAAUCAACGAUAUUGCUCGACCGUCCGCCAGUGUCUUCAGCAAGUAACUGCCUCACAACAAACCUGGUUCAACUCCACUGGUCUCUGCUUCUUACUAGAUCUCCAGGAAACACCACUUGAAGCUAAUCACUAGUGAGCUCAUGAUGAUUAUUAUCAGAAGAGGGAUUUGUGUAGAUUUUGUUAACCUAAUAAUUGAAUUCAUGUGUCAGCUGAAGCUAAAUCACCAGUGAUUCCAGAUUUUCCACGAUGGUCUUAUUUCAACCGACUCAUACAUUCAACUAUUAAAUUACAAAAAUCUUCACAAAACCCUCUUCUGAUAAAAUAAUGUUUAGUUUAUCAAUCACACCAUUGGAUAUGAACAUUUCAAAUUACAGAAAUAAAAUAUACUUAUUAAAUGGUUCAAUAUGAGACUUGGUUAUUCGACGAAGAUUCUUCUGAGAAAGUGGAGGUUUAGUCGAAUGAGGUAGUUUGAAGAGUUGACAUGAAAAAUAACUCAAUUUUAAAUGUGUUUCAUCAAACUUCACUCUCAUCGACUAUCAUGAUAUUCUACACCGUGACGUCAUAAUCUAGCUCAGUGAUUUGAUCGACUAUUCAGGAAUCGUUUAUUUAAGAGCCUCACAAAACCAGAUCUCUUAUGCAAAUUAAGAAUGAAUUUGUUCUCUUCAGAUAAUUAGCAUCCAUUUUCAGAUACAUAACCAACCUGAAGACUUUAUCAAUAAUGAAACAGUUAAGUUGAUUCUGUCAGUUAAAUUUACGUUGAAACAGAAUUGUCUAGUGAGUUUUCAACUCGUUCCUUCCUUGCCUAUGUACAUCCACGACUUCAUUAGUUAUUGAAACUAAGACGAAAUUGGAUUGUAUUGCAUAUAUUAGUAUUAUAACGUGCUAUAUUCUAGUGAAGAUUAAACUAUGGGUACAUUAUGAGGACUAUUAAUGAGCCAAUAUUAUAUACAUAUUCUUAUUGUAUAACUAUUCAGUAAUUAGAUUAUGUAUAUCUAUAUUCCUCUUAUUAUAAGCUUCAUUUAGAACUACAGAUUAUCAUGGUAAGAUUCACGGUUCUUAAGUUAUACUCAGUUUAUUAAUGACAGUCUCCCAGGUUCGCAGCUACUUUUUGGCUUGAUCUUGUAUAAAUGUUGUUUCCUAUUUUAUGAUGUGAUGCGGCCUGUUUAUCUGAUAUAUAAACCGAGUAUGUUUGAAAUAAACGAUUUACAUAGUGGAAGCUGUUGCUGGGGUUCUGGACUCAAGUGGACGAGUUAGGAGGAUAAAGGACCAAUAAGAAUGUUAGGCUUAUUAUAUCAGUCGAAUGUCAUUGGUUUAGCACAGUACUAAGAUUACAUAAGUCAUAUUUCGAUUGACGAAUAAAUCAUAUGAUAAUUAGUCAAACUUAAAGUCACAACAUAACUCUCUCUCUUUGUGAAUGAAUAGGUCAAAUUGUAAAGCUUUCAGUGAUCAACCAAUUGAUGAUUCCAGUUUAUGUCCCAUUCCAUAGAUUUCAUUAAGUUCUAUUUCUUCUUCUUCUUCUUCUUCUUCUUCUUCUUCAUUCAUUCAUUCAUUCAUUCAUUCAUUCAUUUGGAAACUUCCACUAUUCAUAAAGUAUUCUAUGAACAGAUCGUUCUCAGUAUAUGAUCAUUUACUAAUUGAUUGUUUAUUAUGCAAGACUUUGAUCUUUUUUCUUCCAAAAAAAGAUUUAAGCUCAAAUGUAUCAUAUUACUAAUAGUUUUAUGUAAACAACCAAAAAAUGAUGAAAGAUGUUUUCUAUCAUAAUUACCCAUGUAUAAAAUUAGAACAUAAUACUUUAUUGAAUUAGUUUUAGUAUGCCUUUUAUGAAAAAAAGUAUUAUUCAUUUCUUAUAUUUCAGUAUCCCAUCUAUACUACUGAUUAUGAUAAAAAAUAACAUUAUCACUAUGCAUUAAUCAACGUAGUCAGUCAGUCAGUCAGUCAGUCAGCUACAACGUAGGACCAGGCACAUAUAUGCAUCAGUCCAAGUUGCCAUACCUCAUUAGCAUAACAACAUGAAUACCAAAUUCAUAGAAGAAGUUAGUUCAGUGGUGUUAAUAUAUAAAAGAAAGAUUGUAUAUAAGGAUAUAGCAAAGGAAGAAAGAAAGAUAUGAAGCAAUUUUAAUCUCUUAGUUUAAGGGAAGACAGAGAGUGUAUACACCGACGCCAUUGUGAUCGAUUCUAGGCCAUAUCACACAGUCUCCAGUAAUUGGUUACGAUAGUCACACCGAUCCCAACCUAGUAUUUUGUAUCUACCGACAUAGCUAAGACUAGAAGUUGGUGACUUUAUGGACUGAUGCCACGUUUUGGUUUGGCCGCCUCAAAAUCAACGUAGAAUAAAUAGACAAUCAAUGAAUUGAACCAAUGUCCGAUGGAGAUUGUGUAGUGAUGAUGAAGGUGGACAUAAAUAAUUUAGAUGAUAUAUUUGUAGAUAUCCCAAUAAGUAGAAAAAUGAGAUUUUCUGAUGUUUCGUAACUUAAUGUAAGUCACUUCUUCAGAGAAUAUAAUAUACAUUUAUUCAUAACAAUCUACCCAAAGCUCAAUUUAUUCGAAAUUUUUUGAUUGAAAUCAUGAGUCAAUUGAAACCAGACCACCAUAGAAAACCUGGAAGCACUGGACGGCCGUUUCGUCCUAGUAUGGGACGCCUCAGCGAUGCGCAUCCACGAUCCUGCACCCCGCGAGAUUCGAACCCAGGGCCUACAAUGCCAACAAUCUCCACAACACCUAAACUGAUAAUUACCAUGUUCUCACUAGUGACUAGCUUCGUGAGAAAAUUCUCGGAGUUCUGGUGAGAAACCGUGACCAGUGGAGCUAAUCCGUUUCGGGUAGAAACAGGUGUCUACCUCAGUACAAUGGAAGAUGGUCGCACAAUUUCGUGGAUUGGUUGAGGUUAGACAAUAACACCACUGGAUGCUGGCUCAGUGGUCUAGUUGGUUAAGCGCCUCGCGCGAGACUGAUAGGCCCUGAGUUCGAGUCCCGCUAACGUGUCCGUGGGUGCUCACUGUUGAGGAGUCCCACAAUAGGACGAGACAGACGUUCAGUGCUUCCAGGUUUUCCAUGGUGGUCUAGCUUCAAGUGACUCGUGAUUUCAAUCAAAAACUUAACAAUCUUAACAACACCUUAAAUGAUUAUUCGAAAUUAUCAUAUUAAACCUUGGUAAUGAUACCUAUAGAUAACUUAGGUUUGUUCAUAUUAUUUAUAACAUAUGAAAAUCUCCAUAAACCACCUGAUUAAUAAUAAUUGUACCUUGAUCUUCAAUGAUCGAUUUGCGGAUUUCAUUCUAGAACUGUAGUGAAAAGCUGUGAUUAGUGAAGUUCAACCAUGUUAUAUGUGAUGAAGUAACCUAGUGAAGAUAAUUAAACAUGGUUUUACAUUACCAUUGAAGUUAAACAUAUAAACCACUAGAUUCCGAAUCAGUAAUUUCGAUGAUAAGCUUUCUUGCGAGAGAUUAAAGUUCCUGCGAUCAAACCUCAGUGUUAGGAUUCUGGAUAAGAAUGUAGUGUCGGUUACUAUGUUAAGCCCUUAUAACUUAUUCUAGCUUCUGGACAGGCCAAUUUAUCCAUUCUUCAUGAGUUACAUUUUGACCUUGUUAAUUACUUGCUUAUUAACUUUGACUCUUCUAAUAUGAGCGUAUGUGUGUGUGCACUUCUUAUCCUACUAAUCACAUGUCUAUUGCUUACAUCUGUGUGAUUAUAAAUAUUGAUUAACGCUUGAUUAAAUCGAGUUGGCUAAUGCGCCAUCUCCAUCGCGCGUCAUUUCGCUACGUCUUUCUAAUUGUCUGUCUAGAUCAAUCAAUGUACAGAAUAUACAUGGUCAAAACUUCAUUCUCCUAUUCGACUUGUUUUAAUUCCGUUAUACACUAAAACGGAUUACGUAAAUAAUUUUACAUAAGGAUGGACUAUAUGUAUAUUGCCAUAACAAUCAAACAUAUGAUCUAUCUGGAAUCAAAUAUUCGAGUGCCACUACAAGAAACGAUCAAGUGUUCAAUACAUCUAUAUUGUGCUUUCUAGUUUUCAAUAGACUUCUAACUUAGUUCACUUCAUAAUAUCAAUCAUAAUCAAUAAUCCCUCAUUAAUCACUAUCCUGAAAAUAAUUGUUUUUUUCUAUAUUAAGUAGUAUAUAUAUUAAAAUUUGAGAAAACAAUUAAUGAGUCUUGAGUCAAUUGAAGUUCGACCAUCAUGGGAAACUUGUAAGCACUGGACGGCCAUUUCGUCCUGUUGUGGGACUAUAAUAUCCACGAAAAAUCCUUCUGAUAUUAAUCAACAUGUGCUAACUAGUGACUAUCUUCAAGAGGUAUUUCCUGGAGUUCUAGUGAGAAGCAGUGACCAGUGGAGUUGAAUCGAGUUUGUUGUGAAGUAGUAACUCACUGAAGACAUUGGUUGAUGGUGGUUGAAUUUCGUGGAUUGGUUGAAGUUAGACAUUGACACCAUUGGAUGCAGGCUCAGUGGUCUAGAGGUUAAGCCUUCGCGCGGGAGACUGAUUGAUCCUGGUUUUGAAUGUUGCCAGGCGAGAUCGUGGAUGCGUACUGCCAACGAGGAGUCCGACAAUAGGAUGAAACGGCCAUCUAGUGCUGCCAGGUUUUCCAUGGUAGUCUAGCUUCAAUUGACUCAUGAUCUCAACUAUUGAGAUAUGUAAAAAUCAGAAUAAUAUCCACGAAAUUCCCUUCUGGUAUUAAUUAAUGGGUCAUCUAAUGUAAAGUGUGAUCGAUAAGCAGACCCACCAAUGAUAAAUUCACUUGAUGUUGUUUUACUUGUAUCUUCCCAUUGUUAUUUAGGACUGCAACUGAUCAGUCUCAUGUUGGCAUAUGUGCAUCCUAUGCGGAUUGCCUGGAUAUAGCCUUAAGUCACAAGCUUUUUAAACAAAGAGGAGUGAACAUCAACUCUGGGAUACAUGUACAUCCAGCUUGACGAGUCCUAAAUAGGGCGGAACACGCGUCCUGGUUUCCACUGAUAGCUACUAUCCAUCCCAGCAAUGAUAAUAUGAAACGCCUACCACCACAUUAACUUUCUUUGACCUUGUAUGACUAUGCCCUGUUUAUUGAAAAAUCACAAUUUUAUGUUCAUUAAAAAACAUUAUUCGCUUCGUUGACUAAUAUUCCCUAUCCUCUGGUUACUGUUUCGUAUGUUAUUUAUGUCUCUCCUUUUUUCUGUUUAAUAGACUGUACAGUUUAUUUGUAUAUUAACAGUGUUAACUUAUGUAUUAGAAACAGAUCAGGUUUAUCAAGCCAAGUAGCUUAUAUGUUCUGACUGGCUAAACCAAAACUGUGUGCUCAACGGUCCAGAGAAUAGCAUAGAAUUACUCCUGUCGAAAAUUUACUUUCCACAUCUAAUGUAAAUUUAAUUAAUCAGUCUUACAUUCGUCUCAUUAUCUCAUAAUACAAUCGCUUUUUUUCUCUUCUCCUUCAUUUUAUUUACAUAAAGAUUACAUAACAAAAGUAAACAAUUCGAAUAUCCUUCUUCUUCAUUAUAAAAAGUAAAUGAACGAACAUUUACAACUACCAACGAACUAUCCGUUCGAAGAUUAGAGAUUCAUAUACACAACAAUCAUGCAUUAUCAUCAGUGUCUAGUAACUUUUAUGGGUACAAUUGUAUUACUGACAAUCGUACAUGAUGUAACAGGUUCUGGUUUCUGGGAAGAGGAAACUAGUAAGCUUGACUGACAUUUACUUCCUAUUUACAUCUUGAAUAAAUCACCCUGAUAUUGUCAUUUGAAUACGAGUUGUAAUGAAGUUGAAUUGUGUCUAACAGUGUAAUCAGAUAAUCUUGUUUCGUAUCUUCCCGAAGUCAUCAACUUGACUCACUUAUAAUUCACUUCACAGUCUUCUUAACUUAAACAAGUAUCCCUCUAAAACACAAUCAUGAUUGUGUAGGUUGAUAAAUGUCUAUCAAUAAUUGAUCUGUAUGAUCUUCAAUGACAAAGAAGGAACUCAUCAAUUCCUAAUCCAUUUAUAUUUCUAUCACAGGAAACAUUCUAACACACACAUAUCUAUAGUUCACUUCAUAAUGUAACAUACAUUGCCACUGACAAUCGUUCAGUGAAUGAUACUUUGUAGUUGUCUUUCACAUAACAUUUGAUCGUGGUUAAAUUAACUACCACUGAACAUGAUAAUUGAAAUUGUGUUUCAGCUACAAGUGAGUUCUAAUGUGAAUGUGUCUUAUAACUGAUUAUUUAUGCAAUUAUAUUCACAAUAUAAUUAGUUAAGCUGAGAUUCCUAUAUGACUGAUUAACGAGUGGUUUGGAUUCAAUUGGAUGCGAGUCAUGGGCAUAUGUUGUGCUUAAAAUAAUCCGUUCGUCCUUGUCAAUAGAUAUCCGAAGGCGUAAUGAGGUAGCCAAAUCUCAGUAAAACAUCAUCUUAAGAAACAGAACGUACUAAUGAAGCACGUAUACGUAAGUUGUAAAAACCCAUUCACUGUUAACUAAAUUCAAAUUUUCUUUGUUUGAUAAUAACACAUUUGAGACUUUAAACCGAGAAGAUUACCGAUAGAGAUGAAGUUCCUACGACUACCGAUCAUCAAGGUUUUCCAAGAUAAGUAAACAUCUGAAAUGAAUCAUAAUGUCGAGUUAUGCAGAUCUUAUCAAAGAUUUGUCCACUCGUUCAUGAUGCAUUUAAUGUGACAUCUGUAUUUACCACAGUUUUGAAUAAAUUACAUAAUUACUCAUCAUUUAUUUAUGAUUAAUAGAGUAAAAAGCGAAAGUCUAUUUUAAUUACAGCUUCAACAACGCGUAAGUUUUAAGUCCUUACCAUUUCUACCUAUGGGAAUUGUCAACGUUCUGUUUUGUUAAUCAAUAUUGGAGUUAUUGAUAAAGAGUUUUAAGUGAAGAGUUAACAAAGAGAUCUGAUCUUGUGUUGUUUGUAUUCAGGACAUCAUAAAGCAAGUAUUUUGAACUAUUACACGAACGAGGAUCCUGUGAAUUUCCCUCUGUCAGAUGAACACGUUAUUUCAGACUAGUCUAUCUUGAUUGAUUGAACGGUUAGUUGAUUAUGCGAAUGUGUGUGUGUGUGCAAAAUGCAUGCUAAAUCGAAUAAUCGCCUAUGUGUAAAUCAAUGAGUCUUCACUCAUAUGAUUAUUGGUAAAGGUGUGUGUUGAUCGACCAAUAUUCAAUCUUCAAUAAUACAAAUCGAAUAAUUCACACUUUCACUUAAAGUGAUAUAAACACUAUAUCUCAAAACAAGUAAGUGACUAACUGAACUGAGUAGAUCAAUGAAUACACAACUCUCUGGCAUUUAAAGUGAAAGAUACCGCGUUCGAAUCCUAGUGUGUAAAAACCAACAUCCCCAACUACGCAUACCCAACAGACGACUAUCAAAUAAGACAAAGAGUAUCUGUUCCAUUUCCAGACUAACAGCACAGAGAAUCAUGCACACUUCAUAAAUAUGGAUCAUUACUCAUUUUAUAUAAUUUGAAGUUUCAUGAAACGUUUCCAAAGCAUGAAUUAAAUAUAAACUCUCCUCGUCCUUAAUACAAUUCUAUCCACAGCUACGGGUUCAGCCAACUCCAUGAAAGUGUCUUGGAUAACCAUUUCAUCAAUCUCCAUGAUAGUGAUUGGACUGAUCAAUGGUCAUUUAAGAAGAUUCAUCUUCUAGGAUAUGACAAAUAUUGAUUGCAACAGAAGCUUAUUUUGUAUGUUACAUUACUAGUAUUCUUUGAAAAAUACAGAAAUACUUUGGUGUAAA